Dermatophagoides farinae (American house dust mite) is the source of this 1230-nucleotide messenger RNA. The record is from RefSeq and is a predicted model, not a curated record. NCBI's taxonomy places the organism in Eukaryota, Metazoa, Arthropoda, Arachnida, Sarcoptiformes, Pyroglyphidae.
CCAAUCACAUAUUCAUCAUGUGAGCAAAUAAUUAGCAACAAAAAAAAAGAGACCCGAAACAUAAAAAAGGGAUAUCGGGGCAAACGAAAUCGAAAUGUUUUUCAUCAUGAUGAUGAUGAUGAUGGAAUCUUCUACAAGUAGGACUAGAAAAACACAUACAAUUCCCCCCAUUAUCAUCAACAUUCGAUAUUGGCCCAUUGGUUUGUCGGUAUUUUUAUCCAAAACAUUUAUUUUUUUUUCGUUCAUUCGUUUGUUCGCUGUCCAAAAGUUAUUCGUCGUCGUUAUCGUUAUCGUUGUCGAUGUUGUUGUUGUUGUUUUCAUUAUCGUCAUUUUGAUUCGUAUCGGAUUGGUAAUCAUAAUAUUUUGUUUCGUUUGCCAUCAUCAUAAUCAUUUGUUGCAUGUUUGUAUCAACAUCAUCAUCAUCAUUUAGGAUCGGCAUUUUCUUGGUUGUCGAAUUCGUUGAUUGUCGAAUGUUGCAUCGAAUCGAAUGUUGUUGCUUUUUUUUUGUUUUUCAUAUGCAAAGCGUGCCUUCGAAUGUGUUUGAAUUCACUGGUUGUUCGAUCGAAAUGUUUCGUCAAAAUUAUACAUCAUCAUAAUCAUCAUCAAACCGAAUUGAUGCCUUGUUUAGGUGCAUAAAGAUUUUAAUUUUUUUUUUAUUUUUCAAUAACAAAAUUUUUUCCUACCUGAUUUCUAUUCUUCGGUGGUUGGCGUUUUUGUGUCGUCACAUCAUCAAUCAUCAAAAAUCUGGAUCAAAUCAGCAGAAAAUAGCCGGAAAUAAAUAAUAAACAAUGAUGAAUGAAUUAGAACCAAAAUUUGCAAAUCUUCUUGGUUUGAAUACAUCUGAGUUAUCCGUACAAAUAUCGAAUCGAACAUCAGUCAUCUAUCAACCAUCGAUAGUAUCGGCUGCAGUAGCAGCUGCCGAUAUCGUUCCUAAUAUCGUUUCAUCAGCUACGUCAUUGAUUACAUCGGCUAAUCAUAAUGAUCAAAUAUUAGCAACGACAACGACAACAUCGUCUUUGACGACGACGGCCACAACGGAUUCAAAAACGCAAUUAAAAUUAUUAUCACGAUCAACAGUAACGGAUAUUCAACAACAACAACAGCAGCAGCAGCAGCAACAACAAAGAAUUUCAACGGAAACGGUACAGAAUCUGAUUAAUCAUCAUCAUCAUCAAGCAGCAGCAGCAGCAACAACAACAACAACAACAACAACAUCAUGAACAACAACAA